Messenger RNA from Triplophysa dalaica, 4693 nucleotides. RefSeq names its product NACHT, LRR and PYD domains-containing protein 12-like. The transcript has 6 exons. Lineage: Eukaryota; Metazoa; Chordata; Actinopteri; Cypriniformes; Nemacheilidae. Gene Ontology annotation, molecular function: protein binding. The record is from RefSeq and is a predicted model, not a curated record. Bases 1 to 3267 code for a protein of 1088 amino acids.
AUGGGGUCUGUCAAAGAGCUUCUCAAGAACUCACUGAAUGAUCUGAGAAAAGAGCAACUCAAAGAGUUUCAGUGGCACCUGAAGAAUGAUUAUAAGGUUCCAGUGUCUCAUUUGGAGAAAGCAGAUGUCUUAGACACAGUAGACAGGAUGGUGCAGAGUUAUGAACCAGAAGACGCCGUGAAGAUCACACGGAAGAUCCUGAUGAAGAUAAACCAGAACCAGCUGGCUAAAGAUCUGAAAGAAGGUGCAGCUGCAGUUUACAGAAAAGCUGUUUAUGAUGAUUGUGAGUUCAGCAACAGACUGAAGAAAGACUUAAAACAGAAAUACGAGAGAAUAUUGGAAGGUAACUCAGAGAAAUCCCUUCAGAACACAUACCUGAACAACAUCUACACUGACCUCUACAUAGUGAAGAAUCAGACAGGUGGAGUAGAGAAUGAACAUGAAGUGAGACAGAUUGAAUUAAACCAAAGCACUGCUGCUGAGGACGCUUCAGUCAAGUGUAAUGACAUAUUUAAAGUCCAGCGUGAUACAGGUGAACAAAACAGAAAAGUGCUGACGCUGGGCAUCGCAGGUGUGGGGAAAACUGUCUCUGUCAGUAAAUUCAUCCUUGACUGGGCUGAAGGAAAAGAAAAUCAGGAAAUCAUCUUUAUUUUUCCUCUGUCCUUCCGUGAACUGAAUCUGAUUCAAGAGGAAUACAGUCUAAUGGAACUGAUUCAUGAAUACUUCAGUUGUACUAAACAACUGUCAUUACUGCCUAAAGAAGAAGAUAAAGUGAUGUUCAUCUUUGAUGGUCUGGACGAGUGUCGUUUUCCUUUGAGCUUUGAGAAGAGCAAGAGAUUCACAGAUGUUCAUAAAAAAACAACCGUGGACGUCAUAAUAACAAACCUGAUCGAGAGAAAUCUUCUUCCGUCCGCUCUCAUCUGGAUCACCUCCAGACCAGCAGCAGCCCAUCUGAUACCUCGACGCCACAUUGAUCAGGUGACAGAGAUCAGAGGAUUCAACGAUGAGCAGAAGAAAGUCUACUUCACCAGAAACAGCAAACCUGACAUGUCAGAGAGAAUCAUCUCACACAUCAAGAGAUCCAGAAGUCUGCACAUCAUGUGUCAUAUUCCCGUCUUCUGCUGGAUCUGUCUCUGUGUUCUCCAGCCUCUGAUGACUCAAGAGAAUCUGCAAAGUAUUCCUACAACUCUCACAGGGAUGUACAUCUACUUCUUACUCAAUCAGAUGAAACAGAUGAAAGCAAAAAAACAAAGUGCCAGUCUUGCUCAGUCUUUUGAAGAUGUUGUUCUGAAGCUCGGGGAACUGGCCUUCACACAGCUUCAGAAAGGAAAUCUGAUUUUCUAUAAAGAAGAUCUUAAGGAAUGUGGGCUGGAAGUCGAUGAUGGUGUAGUUUUCUCUGGGUUAUGCACUCAGAUGUUUCAGGCAGAAAAGCCAGUUUCUGGGAGAAAGGUGUACAGUUUUGUACAUCUCAGUGUUCAGGAAUUCCUCGCUGCUCUCUAUGUGCUUCUCAUUUACAAAAAUACAAAAACAAACCCAUUCCUGCUUAGCUGGACAGAAAAACUGAAAGGGAUAUUCAUGAAAAAAUCACUGUUUAAUCUCCAUAAGUGCGCAGUGAACAGUGCUCUUCAGAGCAAGAACGGACACCUGGACCUUCUCCUGCUGUUCCUCAUGGGUCUCUCUCUGGAGUCAAAUCAGAAUGAGCUGAAAGAACUUAUGCCCUCACUGAACAUCACAGCAGAAGACAUGAAACACACGGCUGAUUACAUCAAAAUGAAAAUUCAUCAUGAUGUUUCUUCAGAGAAGAGCACAAAUCUCUUCCACUGUCUGAAUGAACUGAAGGAUGAUUCACUGAUCACAGAGAUCCAGAAGUAUCUGAAUUCAGAUGGUCUUUCAGCACAAGAUCUCUCUCCUGUUCAGUGGUCUGCUCUGGUGUUUGUGCUGAUGAUGUCUGAAGAGACUCGAGAGAUGUUUGAGAUGCAGAAAUAUAGAAGAUCUGAUGAAGCUGUGAUUCGACUUCUGCCAGUGAUCAGAAACACCAGAAGAGCUCUUCUACAGAACUGUAAUCUGACUGAUGAGUGUUGUGAAAGUUUGUCUUCAUGUCUACAAUCAUCGACGUCUCUGAGAGAACUGGACCUGAGUAACAAUGACCUGAAGGAUUCAGGAGUGAGGCUGAUCUCAGACGCUCUCAAGACUCACAACUGUCAACUACACACCCUGAGGUUAUCAGGUUGUAUGGUGACAGAUGAAGGUUGUUGUUAUUUGGCUUCAGCUCUGAGUUCAAACCCGUCACACCUGAGAGAGCUGGAUCUGAGCUACAAUCACCCACAACACUCAGCACUUCAGCUGCUCUCUGAUAAACUCAAGGAUCCAAACUACACACUCAACAAACUCAAUGUGGAUCAUGGAGGAGAGUUCAGAGUUACAGCAGGAUUACACAAGUAUAACUGUGAUCUUACACUGGAUCUUAACACAACAAACACUCGUCUCAAACUGUCUGAAGAGAACAGAAGGAUCACGCAUGUGGAUGAGGAUCAGUCGUAUCCUGGUCAUCCAGACAGAUUUGAAGGUGUUCCUCAGGUGUUGUGUAGAGAGAGUCUGACUGGACGCUGUUACUGGGAGGUUGAAUGGAGUGGAUCAGAUGUUCUUAUGUCUGUGUCAUAUAAAAGCAUCAGCAGAAAAGCAUCGAGUGAAGACAGUAUGUUUGGGUACAAUGCCAAAUCCUGGAGUCUGCACUGCUCGCAUAACAGAAUCACUGCAUGGCACAAUAAUAAUAAAACAGUCAUCUGUGUGUCUUCACCUCUCUUUAAUAGAGUAGGUGUGUAUGUGGACCAGCCGGCCGGCUCUCUGUCCUUCUACAGUGUCUCUGACACACAAACACUCACACUUUUACACACAUACUACACAACAUUCACUGAGCCUCCCUGUGCUGGAUUUACAGUUUUUAGAAACUCUUUAAUUAAUCUGUGUAACACACACAGACACAAACGCACACACACACACAAAGACACACACACUCACACAAUGGCAGUCCACACAACAUUCACUGAAACUCUCUGUGCUGGAUUUACAGUUCUUUGUAACUCUUUAAUUAAUCUGUGUAACACACACAGACACAAACGCACAGACAAACACAGACACACACACACUUACACGCUUGCAGUCUACACAACAUUCCCUGCACCUCUACCUUCUGGAAUUAGACUUCAUGAAUUAUUCUCGUCAUUAUUUCUGUGUGACACACGCACGCACUCACGCAAACAAAUCUAGUCUUGUAAAGUCUUUAUACACAAUAUUGAAUGUGGUGAAGUAUGUUUUGUGUUGUUUUACACAGAGAUGUUAGUGUUAAAGGUUAACGUAAAGGUUAAUGUACAGGCAGCUGGUUGUUAUGGCAGAAAUAAUCCCCAACAGUUUGAUCAGGACAUGAAGCAGAGGGUCUUCUUGUGUCACACUGAAGCGGCUUAUUUUGCGAGAACAGCCGGCAGCUUUUGUCUAGUCUGGUUCUGCCACGGGCUUCCAGUCAGGUCCCGGCCACACUACAGGACCAGUAUGCACAGCCGGUAGUCAAGCUGGCAACCAGUCCGGUCCAGCCGGCUGUCUACCCGGUGAUCCAGCCGGCACCCAGUCUGGACCAGCCGGUACCUAAUCCGGUCCAGUUAGUUUAAGUACUGUUCUGCCCAAUUCGCUAGGACACUACUCUCACCCUAGCUCUCCUAAGCCCCUGCCGGUCUUGUCCAGUCCUCCCAGUCUCAUCCUCCUGUUCCACCCAUGUCUAGUGUCCCCACGUUUUUUGCCUCCCAUUCCCCCACCCCCUUCCAUGUUUGUUAUUUUUAGUGGCCAACCUGAACCCCAUUUUUGGUGUUUGUUUAUUUCUGUUUUGGGCUGUUUGGCCCGCCAUGGGGAGCCCCUUGGGGAGGGGGGGUACUGUCAGGGCUUUGUUCUACCAUGAUAACAAAUGCAACUCUUGUCAGAAGGGUUGAAUUAUUAUCACAGGGAGAGUUUGACUAAAUGGUUCCCUUUUACUUGCUGGUCAUACAGAAAUAUCUAACACAACCAAGACUUUUGACAAGUACAGAAUCAAACAAAAUAGUCCCAAGCAUAUCAGUUCUUCAAUAGACUUGUUGGAUGCAACACUGCACUCCAUUAAUCCAGAGGCAAGGAAAAAGGGGAACAAAUUUUAAUAGUAGGUCGUCUCAGUCCUUUUCUGAUUUGACCUAGAUAGAAGAUAAAAAAAUCUAAAUGAAGGUAAAAAUAAAUGUCCCCAAAAGAAAAAAAGUAUAAUCCACUGGUUCAACAAAAACAUGCCACCUCACCGAACAUACCUCUGUUCAAAAUGUCUGUCUUACCCCUCCUAUGGUCAGACCUAUCAUGAUAAAUGCCACGUGUCACACCAUGUCCUUCGGGGUCCUGUCAUGUCUCUUAGCCCCGCCCUCCUGUCUCCCGUAAUCAUGCCCUUAGUGUUAAUCCCGGUCACCUGCCUUUUGUAAUCAUCCUCUGUUAGUUUUCCCCUCCUUAGUGCCCCUUUGCUUAUGUCCCUUGCCGGUUUGUUGUCAGUCAGUAUAUGUCGUUUAGAUCAUGUUGAAAUGUCGUUUUGUUCAUGUCAAGAUGUUACCCUUGUCUAAGAUCUGUUCCUGUCUUUUUUUUGAAGAAGAAGAAGUAUAUGUCUUUGACUCCUCUAUUCCCCAUUGUGGGGAGU